Messenger RNA from Microplitis mediator, 1199 nucleotides. RefSeq names its product cytoplasmic tRNA 2-thiolation protein 1 (gene Ctu1). Bases 111 to 1115 code for a protein of 334 amino acids. Gene Ontology annotation, molecular function: tRNA binding. The record is from RefSeq and is a predicted model, not a curated record. Gene Ontology annotation, cellular component: cytosolic tRNA wobble base thiouridylase complex; mitochondrion. Lineage: Eukaryota; Metazoa; Arthropoda; Insecta; Hymenoptera; Braconidae. The transcript has 4 exons. Gene Ontology annotation, biological process: tRNA wobble position uridine thiolation.
GUCAGCUGCAAUGGCGUUUAUUAUUCAUUUCCACGUGCAGUAGCACAAUAUCGAGAAAAUAACCUCAUUAUUUUAAUUACUUAUCACUAUUCAAAUUUUAUUAAUUGACAAUGCCACCAAAGUGUUCGGCAAAGUGUUCCAACAACGCAAUUUUGAAAAGACCAAAAACUGGAGAUGCACUUUGUAAAGAAUGUUUUUUUCUUGCCUUCGAGACAGAAAUUCAUCACACGAUUAUAAAUGGCAAGUUAUUUAAACCCGGUUACAAAGUUGCGAUAGGAGCAUCAGGUGGUAAAGACUCCACUGUGCUGGCUUACGUUCUUAAAGUUUUAAAUGACAGAUAUAAAUACGGCCUUGAUUUAUUCCUCUUGUCAAUUGACGAAGGAAUAACUGGUUACCGGGAUGACAGUCUAAAGACAGUGCAGCAGAACCGAGACGAUUAUCAAAUGCCUUUGAAAAUUUUGUCUUACAAAGACUUGUACGGCUGGACAAUGGACAAAAUUGUCGAGCAAAUAGGCCGCAAAAAUAAUUGUACAUUUUGCGGAGUAUUCAGACGUCAAGCUUUGGACCGCGGCGCAGCUCUCCUGGGUGUUGACUGCAUCGCAACUGGACACAAUGCUGAUGAUAUCGCGGAAACUGUUCUGAUGAAUAUUUUACGCGGUGACAUCGCUAGACUCCAACGAUGUACGUCAAUAAUUACUUCAGGUCAGGACACAAUAAUGCGCUGCAAGCCAUUGAAAUAUACUUAUGAAAAAGAAAUAGUUAUGUACGCAUACUACAAAAAACUCGUUUACUUUUCAACUGAAUGUAUAUUUGCUCCAAACGCUUAUCGUGGCCACACUAGGACGUUUUUAAAAAACUUAGAGAAAGUGAGGCCGUCAUCAAUUAUUGACAUUAUUCACUCUGGGGAGACAUUGCAGAUCAAAGAGACUGUAAAAAUGCCAGAACGUAGGAAUUGCAGUCGCUGUGGGUUCGUUUCAAGUCAGGAAAUAUGUAAAGCCUGCAUUCUGCUUGAAGGACUGAAUCGAGGUCUGCCUAAACUAGGCAUUGGUAAAUCUCAGCGUGCAAUGCAGCUGCUGAGCAAGGAAAAAAUAGAGGAAAAAUCAGUAGAGUUUUAAUGAAUAGUCCAAUUCUGGUAAUUAAAUUUAAUAAAUUAAUUAAAUUUUAUAUCAUCAAUUUAAAUAUAUAUUUUGUAUAUAAUA